AUGGGGCUUGGCGGGCGGGGUCAUCGAGAGAGGCCACGGUCACCAGCGGGUGUGGAUUGUCAAGAAUCUUCAACCAAGAGAUACAACUCCUAUUUCCAACACAAUGAAAAUCUUGAACCAAGUGACCAGUUAAAGCCCAAGAACGAAAAGAAGGAAAAUGAGAAGCCAGAGAAAGAGGUGGUUGCCGCAUUUGAAUUGUUUUGCUAUGCUGAUCGUGUGGAUGUCCUUUUGUUGGUAGUUGAUUUGAUCGCAGUUGUUGCAGAUGGUACUGGAAUGCCACUUAUGGUCAUUUUCUAUGGAGAUAUGACAAACAGCUUUAUGCAAAACAGAGUGCAAGCAAAUGUGUCAAGGACUUUUUUUUCUCCCACAGAUACUUCAGUAAAUAGUUCCAGCUGUUCAACAAUUCCAGGCAUAGAUACAGAAAGUGAAAUGACAAAGUAUGCUUACUACUGUGUGGGAAUUGGCUUUGCUGUGUUGGUCCUGAGCACCAUCCAAGCAUGGACAUUUUCGGUUGCUGCCACGAGGCAGAUUGCAAGAAUCUGGUAGAAGUUGUUCUUUGCAGUGCCUCACCAGGAAGCGGCUUUGUUUGAUUCUGCCCAAAUACGAACGCUGAACACCAGGCUGAAAGAUUAGAAUGAAAUGCAUUCAAAGGUAAUAAUUUUUAAUUUUUUUUUUCAUGAAGGCAUUGAAGAAAAGAUCUGUAUAUUUGUACAGGUUUUUGCCACAUUUCUGGCAGGGAUUAUUACAGGAUUCAUCUACAGAUGGAAGCUGACACUGGUGAUUUUGUCUGUUAGCCUUCUGCUUGCUGCAUCAGCGGCAUUUUGGUCAUCUUUGCUGGCAUCCCUCACUGCUAGAGAGCUGUCUGUUUAUGCCAAAGCAGGAGCUGUGGCGAAAGAAAUUUUGACAGCAGUCAGGACUGUUGUGGCUUUCAAUGGACAGCAGAAGGCAUUAGCAAAAUAUGAUGCUAACUUAGAGGUGGCUAGAAGUGUUGGGCUGAAAAAAUCCAUUACCACCAACACAUCUCUAGGUGUUUCACAGUUUCUCAUUUUUGAACCCUAUGUGCUUGCAUUUUGGUAUGGAACCAAGCUCACUGCUGAGGAUGAAAAUUAUUACAUCAGCUGUGUGUUAAUUGUGUUCUUCUCUGUGUUCAUCAGAGCCUUGACCCAGGGCUAGGCAGCUCCCAACCUGGAGAAGGUGGCUAAUGCACGUGGAGCUGCCUAUGAAGCAUAUCAUAUUAUCAAUAAGAUUUUAAAAACCUCUUUCCGGAAACAGCUUAUAGACAGCAGUUCUAAGGAAGGCUGCAAACCAGACAGACUCAUAGGAGAAAUUGAAUUCAGAAAUGUCCAUUUUGGUUACCCAUCCAGACCUGAUGUCAAAGUAGGUCUAAACUUGAAAAUUCUAACUGGAAAGACCAUUGCUUUAGUUGGUGCCAGUGGCUGUGGGAAAAGCACUACUAUUCAAUUGCUGCAGAGGUUCUAUGAUCCUGUUGAGGAAGAAAUCACCUUAGAUGGCUGGGAUAUUUGGACGCUUAAUGUAAAGUGGCUACAAGAAGAUAUUGGUAUUAUGAGCCAGGAGCCUGUUUUGUUUGUAACAGUAGCUGAUAACAUUCACUACGGCCAAGAAGAUGUUUCUGAUGCUGAAAUUGAGCAAGCAGAAGAAGCCAAUGCUUUUGACUUUAUAUCUAGACUGCCUGAUUUUAACACUAUGGUAGGGGAGCGAGGUGCUCAGCUGAGUGGAGGACAGGAGCAGUGAAUAGCUAUUGCCCAUGCCCUAGCAAGAAAUCCCAACAAUAUUCUUCUGGAUUGAGCUAUAUCCACACUAGAUACUCAGAGUGAAUCCAUAGUGCAAGCCGCUCUUGAUAAGACGGAGUUAAAGCAUCAGAUGAGAAAAUCUGACUCUUUUCUCCACCAGGGAUUCAUGUUUGGGAAGUCUGGGGAAAUACUUACAAUGAGACUGCACUGUUUGUCCUUCAAAGCAUUACUUCAGCAGGAUGAUCAGAAAAAUGCUGUUGGUGUUCUGUUAACUUGGCUUGCUACAGAAGCUUCCCAAGUCAAAGGGAUUUCAACGGAAACAGUUGAAAACAUAAGAACUUCACGGACCAAAGAAGUAUUUUAUGAAAGAUGCGUUGCCAGUUUGAAUGGUCCAUAUAGAGAUGCUCUGAAAAAAGCUACUUUAUAUGGAUUUACCUAUGGAGUGGCUCAGUCUGCAGUAGUAGCCAUUUUCAGAUUUGGGACAUGACUCACUGCCCAUUGUCUGAGUGACUUUGAACAUGUAUUUGUAGGCUACUCUUCCAUCAUGUCUGCAGCUAUAAACAUUGGUCAGUCUACUUCCCUAGCAUCAGAUUAUGGCAAAGCUAAAUUGCCAACCCAAAGAAUUUUUAAACAUUUGGACAGAAAAUCUCUAAUGGACAGUUACAGUGAAGAAGGUGAAAAACUGAGGAAUUUUGAAGGCAACAUUGAAUUCAGGAAUGUCCAUUUUGUAUACCCAGCAAGGCCAGAAGUUCAAGUCUUGCAAGGAUUCAGUGUGAAGGAUAACAAAGGACAGACUCUGGCAUUAGUAGGAAGUAGCAGCUGUGGCAAAAGCACAUGUAUUCAGCUCUUAGAGAGAUUUUAUAACCCUGUGGAAGGACAAGCGGUAAAGGUAGACAUGUCAGAUGGAUUCGAUACCAGAUCUUUUCAUAUACAAUGGCUGAGGUCCAGACUGGGCCUGGUGUCACAGGGGCACAUUUUGUUUGACUGCAGCAUUGCUGAAAACAUUCAAUAUGGAGACAACAGUAGGGUGGAGGACGAAGUUGAAGAAGCAGCUAAAACAGCAAAUAUUCAUAGCUUCAUUGAAAGAAUGAGAUGGAAAUAUAAUAACCCUGUGGGUGAGAAAGGAACACAACUUUCUGAGGGACAAAAGCAAAGAAUAGCAAUUGCCCAUGCUCUGUUUCUGAAUCCUGCAAUUUUGCUUCUGGAUGAAGCUACCUUUGCUCUUGACACAAAGUGAAAAGUUGUUCAGAAAGCUCUGGAUAUCGCCCGGCAAGGUCGAACCUGCAUCGUCAUUGCUCAGCGCCUGACGACCGUACAGACUGCAGACAUCAUUGCAGUGAUCCAGAAUGGCAGAGUGGUUGAGCAGGGCACCCACAGCCAGUUACUGGAAAAGGAAGGACACUUGUAA
Molecule: messenger RNA, 3159 nt
Organism: Pezoporus flaviventris
Lineage: Eukaryota; Metazoa; Chordata; Aves; Psittaciformes; Psittacidae
Gene: ABCB5
Product: ATP binding cassette subfamily B member 5
Biological process (GO): transmembrane transport
Cellular component (GO): membrane
Molecular function (GO): ABC-type transporter activity; ATP binding; ATP hydrolysis activity
Source: RefSeq, a predicted model, not a curated record